CAACAUGGAAGCAGUGUAGUGGGGCAGCUGUGGAUCGUCCGGAGCAGAUUCUCUUUCUGAGGCUUCACCAGCAGCAGGACCAGGACUCUUCUCUCCUGCUGAUGUCAAGCAUCUGGACAGAAACUCUAACAAACCGAGCGGCUGCAGUGGAUCAGAACCGGACCCCCCCCACCACACCCCCCCGGUGUGUGAAGCUCCUUUAGUCUGAGUCUGGACACGAAGCUUCCAGCAGCAGAACCACAGAGUGCUUCAUUAAUUACUGACACGUCCUGACGUCGUAGAUCCACACGUGUCCGAUCCCCGCUGUGACCCCCCCCCCUGUGAUGGUGGAGGAGCGGAUCUACACGGCCACGGGCAUGGCGGCCCGGCUGCGGAGCCAGUGGGACCGGGACGAGGGUCUGGGUCAGAACGACAACGCGGUGAAGUUCCUGGGUCAGGACUACGAGUCCCUGAGGAACCAGAACCUGCAGAGCCGCAGGCUGUUCGAGGACAACCUGUUCGCCUGCGCCUCCUCCUCCCUGGGCUUCGACGAGCUGGGGCCCCGGUCCGCCAAGACCCAGGGGGUCCGCUGGAUGAGACCCCCGGAGUUCUGCAAGCGACCCGAGUUCAUCGUGGACGGAGCGACUCGCACAGACAUCUGCCAGGGGGCGCUGGGCGACUGCUGGCUGCUGGCGGCCAUCGCCUCUCUGACCCUGAACUCCUCCCUCCUCCACCGGGUGGUUCCUCAUGGGCAGGGCUUCCAGCAGGGCUACGCCGGCAUCUUCCACUUCCAGUUCUGGCAGUUUGGCGAGUGGGUGGAGGUGGUGAUCGACGACCGGCUGCCGGUGAAGGACGGGAAGCUGCUGUUCGUCCACUCGGUGGAGGGGACGGAGUUCUGGAGCGCGCUGCUGGAGAAGGCCUACGCCAAGCUGAACGGCUGCUAUGAAGCUCUGUCGGGCGGCAGCACGUCCGAGGGCUUCGAGGAUUUCACCGGCGGCGUGACGGAGAUGUUCGACCUCCCCAAGGCGCCGUCUGACCUCUACAGCAUCAUCCACCGGGCCAUCGAGCGCGGGUCACUGCUGGGCUGCUCCAUCGACGCCACCAGCACACAGGACAAGGAGGCCGUGACCUUCAAGAAGCUGGUGAAGGGACACGCCUACUCUGUGACGGCGGUGGACGAGGUGGUGUACAGAGGCAACAUGACCAAGCUGGUGCGCAUCAGGAACCCGUGGGGGGAGGUGGAGUGGACCGGAGCCUGGAGCGACAACUCCAGAGAGUGGGACAGCGUGGACCGAUCCGUCAGAGGACGUCUUCAGAACCAAAGUGACGACGGCGAGUUCUGGAUGUCGUUCAGCGACUUCCUGCGUGAGUUCACCCGUCUGGAGAUCUGCAACAUCACGGCGGACGCGCUGCAGAACAGCCAGCUGAAGAAGUGGAGCUCCUCCCUCUACCAGGGCGAGUGGAGGCGGGGCAGCACCGCAGGGGGCUGCAGGAACUUCCCAGCCUCCUUCUGGCUCAACCCUCAGUUCAAGAUCGCGCUGCAGCACCCGGACACGCCCGGCCAAUCAGAGUGCAGCUUCCUGGUGGCGCUCAUGCAGAAGGACCGCAGGAAGAAGCGUCGAGAAGGAAAAGACAUGGAGACCAUCGGGUUCGCUCUGUACGAGGUUCCAGACGAGUUCGCGGGCCGGUCGGGGGUGCACCUGAAGAGAGACUUCUUCCUCACGCACGGCUCCAGCGCUCGCUCCGAGCUCUUCAUCAACCUGAGGGAGGUCAGCUCGCGGCUGCGGCUGCCGGCGGGCGAGUACAUCAUCGUGCCGUCCACGUUCGAUCCCAACAAGGAGGCGGACUUCGUGCUCAGGGUUUUCUCUGAGAAGCCGGCGGCGUCCGAGGAGCUGGACGACGAGGUGGAGGCGGAGCUUCCCACCGAGGUGGAGCUGGACGAGAGCCAGAUCGACGCCGCCUUCAAGAACCUGUUCCGGCAGCUGGCCGGGCCGGACAUGGAGAUCAGUCUGACGGAGCUGCAGACCAUCCUCAACAGGAUCAUCAGCAAACAUAAAGACCUGAAGACGGACGGCUUCACCAAAGAAUCGUGUCGCAGCAUGAUCAACCUCAUGGACACGGACGGCAGCGGGAAGCUGGGUCUGACGGAGUUCCACGUCCUCUGGGAGAAGGUCAAGCGCUACCUGACCAUCUUCAGACAGUUCGACCUCGACAAGUCUGGAACCAUGAGCUCGUACGAGAUGAGGAUGGCUCUGGAGUCCGCAGGUUUCAAGUUGACCAACCACCUGUUCCAGCUGAUCAUCCUCCGCUACACCGAGGCCGACAUGGCCGUGGACUUUGACAACUUCGUCACGUGUCUGGUCCGACUGGAGACCAUGUUCAAAACCUUUAAGACGUUGGACACGGACGCAGACGGACAAAUAACCCUCAACUUCUAUCAGUGGAUCACCCUGACCAUGUUUGCCUAAAGAUGAGCGGACAUCUUGUAACUCCAGCUGCAGCUCCCAGUAGAUCUCACAAGUGCCUUUUCUCCUGCGCCUCCUUGUCCUCCUGGUCCUCCUUGUCCUCCUGGUCCUCCUUGUCCUCCUGGUCCUCCUGGUCCUCCUGCACCUCCUUGUCCUCCUGGUCCUCCUGGUCCUCCUGGUCCUCCUGCGCCUCCUGGUCCUCCUGGUCCUCCUUGUCCUCCUUGUCCUCCAGGCUGUCCUCCCUCCUCCGAGGCUGAGGACUCAAUCCAUCGUCCCUGUGCCUGUCUCACAAACAUCUCUCGACACUCCCCAGCAGCAGGUGGCGCUCUUCUGUAGCCUGGCAGCCAGCGUAGCGUUUAGAGCCAGUCAGAUGUUCCUCUGUAGCCGACCACUAGGGGGCAGAAGUGAUCCUGUUUAGCAGGUGGAGACAAAACCAAACUUUUACCGUAAAGUAAAUAAAAUAAAUAAAACGUUUCUCAGUAGCCGACCUGUCGGGGCCAAAGUUAAGCUGCUGCUUUAAUUCAGAAUGUGGAGACAAAAUUUAGUUUUAAUCGGAAAUGAACUUUCACUUAACGCAGAAAUUAGCUCGUGUUUAGUUUCUGAAGUUACUGCAGCUUGUUGUUAUCGUUUGAAGAAGCGAACUACGAGCUGCUAGCUCGGUUUCACAGGACAAACCUGACCAGGAACAACAAGGAAAUAAAUUGGUUGAAAUAUGUUUACAAACAUGUAAAAUGCGUUUAGCAAAAUGCAUCUUUUCAUCUAUAUAUUUGUUUUGUUUUUAUUGGGGAAAGUUUUAAGUUUCAUUGUUUUGACCUGAAUUAUCUCUAAUGGUUUUCAUUUGAUGAGAAAGUUAGAUUUGGUUGUUUAUGCAGAUGAACUGAGAUAAGUUGAGUCAAACUUAGUUUAGUCUCACGAAAGAUCUCAAAGGGUUGAAAGAGGAACUCAUCCACACAGACACACACAAACAGACACACACAAACACACACAUUUUAAACACACACAAACCAUUGUGCCAAAACUCAUUUGUCAUUUUUUGUCCUUUUAUUCUUUUAAUCUACAUUGAACCAAAAGUGUGAAAGUUUGCCGUCAUAUUUUGGUCAUUUAUGAAGUUUACUUAUGAAUAUUAUGAUAUAAUUAUUCUCAUUAAUGAUCAUUCUUCAUCAUGUAGCACCAGCUGUUAAACAACACUUCUGUAUGACCACAUUCUUCUGCUCAUGACUUUUUAACGAUGGAAUCUGACUUCCUGUCAAACAGGAAGUGCAGAAUUCUCUUUCCUGUUCUUCUCCAGCUGCUUGACGCUCAGUCAGAUUCUCUCCGAGCCAGAUGUGCUCCUCUUCUUUCUUCAUCAAAGAUCUGUGCUCAUGAAUGUUCAUAAUGUGAGUUUAUGGAUCUGCUGGUGUGGGGCCUGGGUGACCUCUGACCUGUGCAGAGCAGAGACCUGGGGGUUUGAUUUCUGUCAGUGAAUCUAUUUAGCUUGAAAACCUACUUCUCAUUAUGCAUGACACUUUCUACUGACUGCUUGACGAGGGAAAACUUUUAUAUAUAAUGUUAGAAGAUUAAAAAAGGUUCUUGUUGGUUCCUCAUGUCAGAGGAACAGUUCUGCAAGAUGAAUGUUGUGUGCAUGCAGUGGGAUUCCUGCUCAACCGGGGGGGGGGAAAAGCUUUUAUUUUGAAGAGAUGUAUUAAAAAAAGUGUCAUCGAUCCACCUGCAAGUGUCUGUUCUGCCAAAUGACCAGUUUUUAAACUUUUAAUGUGUUUUAUUAAUCUGUUUCCAGAGUUUGUGCCGCGUCAUGCUUAUGCAACCUCAGCUCCUGUUGACAGUAGAACGUCUGGUUCCCUUUGGACUCGUCAUGUUUACUGUUCAGCUUCUGUCAAACUUCAGUCACUCUCUGGAAAUAAAAACAGGAGGUUUUCA
Messenger RNA from Limanda limanda (common dab), 4358 nucleotides. RefSeq names its product calpain 1 (gene capn1). The record is from RefSeq and is a predicted model, not a curated record. Gene Ontology annotation, molecular function: calcium ion binding; calcium-dependent cysteine-type endopeptidase activity. The transcript is spliced from 23 exons. Gene Ontology annotation, biological process: proteolysis. Gene Ontology annotation, cellular component: cytoplasm. Lineage: Eukaryota; Metazoa; Chordata; Actinopteri; Pleuronectiformes; Pleuronectidae. The coding region runs from base 324 to 2447 and encodes 707 amino acids.